AUGCUUCAUCGUCAGUGUGUGUUUGUGAGCCGACGAUCCUUCUCCCAAAGCCGAGCUUUGGCCGCAGAAAACGUCAAGAAUUGGUUGGACGGAAAACCAGUGGAAUCGAAAGCGCAGAAAUGGAUCGAGCUCACGAAUCCUGUAAGUUUCUUUAUCAGUUUUGUGAUCUAAAAAAGAAAAGCGGAAUAUAUCUUUUAAAAUGCCAUUUUUAAAAACAUUUACUUGAUUUUUUUGAAUCUUACAGGCUACAAACGAAGUUAUCAGCCAAGUCCCUCACACAACUCCAGAAGAACUUCAAGCAGCGGUCGACUCUUGUAAGUCAGCGUAUCAAAGUUGGAAGAACACUUCGAUUCUCACCAGACAGAAAUGCAUGUUGGAUCUGCAGGCACUGAUUAGAAGAGACUUGAAGAAGAUUGCCGAAAACAUCACUUACGAGCAAGGAAAAACGUUACCUGAUGCUGAAGGAGAUGUUAUCAGAGGCCUCCAAGUAGUAGAGCACGCUUGCAGUGCUCCAUCUUUGUUGCUGGGAGAGCAUCUUCCAAAGUAAGUCUAUUUUUUAACAGUUAGGAACUUGAAUUGUAACAUUUGAUAUUGUGUUAGAAGCCCUAACACAAUAUCAUGUUGAUAAUAAAGUGGUUUCUAAUCACCUUAUUACUUGUAGUGUGGCCAAAGAUAUGGACACCUACAGCGUCAGGCUUCCACUGGGAGUAACAGCCGGAAUCUGCCCCUUCAACUUCCCUGCCAUGAUUCCCUUGUGGAUGUUCCCCAUGGCUCUCGUAGCUGGAAACACGAUGGUAUUGAAGCCGUCCGAACAAGAUCCUGGAGCCACGAUGAUGUUGAUGGAGCUGGCGAAAGAAGCCGGAAUCCCUGACGGUGUUGUGAAUGUGGUUCACGGUCAACAUGAUUGUGUCAACUUCAUCUGCGACAACCCUGACAUCAGGGCCAUCUCAUUUGUGGGCAGUGACCAAGCCGUACGUUUACUUUCGAUGUUGUGGAAUAUCACAGUUAAAGAUUCAAAGAAGUUUAUCUUUUAGUUAAAGUUAGGUUUAAUCAACUUCGAUUUCAGGGUAAGUACAUAUACGAACGAGGCAGCAAAAACGGAAAAAGGGUACAAUCCAACUUGGGCGCCAAAAACCACGGUGUAAUUCUGCCAGAUGCCAACAAAGACGCUACCUUGAAUCAGCUGACGGCCGCCGCCUUCGGAGCUGCUGGCCAGCGAUGUAUGGCCUUAUCAACAGCCGUAUUCGUCGGUGAAUCGAGGAAAUGGAUCCCCGACUUGGUGGAGAAGGCCAGGAAACUGAAGGUGGGCCCGGGAUGGAAACCGGACAGUGACAUUGGACCUGUCAUUUCAAAGGCUUCGAAACAGAGGAUUCUGGGCUUGAUUGAAUCUGCCAGGAAGGAGGGAGCUCAAGUUCCUUUGGAUGGCUCUGACUGCUCCGUUAGUGGAUUCGAGAAUGGAAACUUUGUAGGAGCUACAUUAAUCACCGGUGUAACGCCAAAGAUGGAAUGCUACAAGGUGAGUGGGUUUAAUAUCGGUCCAAUCGUUUUUAGGAAGAAAUCUUCGGCCCCGUACUCGUUGUUCUGGAAGCCGAGACCCUGGACGAAGCGAUUGAUCUCAUCAACAAGAACCCCUAUGGUAACGGCACAGCCAUCUUCACCACCAGCGGCGUAGCUGCUCGUCGUUUCACCAACCUCAUUGACUGUGGUCAAGUUGGUGUCAACGUUCCUAUCCCGGUGCCUUUGCCAAUGUUCUCUUUCACCGGAAGUCGUGGAUCGUUCCUUGGCGACGCCAACUUCUACGGAAAGGCCGGUCUCUACUUUUACACUCAAUGGAAGACGGUGACCCAGCUCUGGAGAUCAGAAGACGCUUCCCAAGAAUCUCGCCCUCAGAUGGCCUUCCCUCAACUAAAGUAA
Molecule: messenger RNA, 1914 nt
Organism: Bursaphelenchus okinawaensis
Lineage: Eukaryota; Metazoa; Nematoda; Chromadorea; Rhabditida; Aphelenchoididae
Source: the annotation of a GenBank genome assembly